UCAGUCAGUUAAAAAAGGUGCACUUGAGAUAUGUUUGACAAAUACACAUCACAUACUAACAUUAACUGAUUCAUUCCGUUUUGGUGUGUCAUUUUCACCCUUAAUGUGGCUCCUCCCAAUUGUCACUACUUUAAAACAUACACUUCCUUCAACAGAUCCCUAUUUCUUCUUUUGAUAUACUGCAGACGAGGAGUCUAUUUAAAACACUUUUCUAAAUCUCAAAUUUGAUUGUAGACUAUUGAUUUGUAUACAAAAGCAAUCGAAACUGUAUCAUUUCUGGGUCAGAGUGCUGCAGGACACGACACAGACAAGCCCAAAUUGAAAAAAAAAACCCGAAUGGCUUAAUUAAUAACUAAAGCAUUUGGUUUCGUUUGUACGGAUUUAUUCAUUUACUAUUUAAUGUUGCUGACAAAAAUGCAGUCUAGGACGCCAACUUUAAAAUUGACGAAGUGUUUUUCUUAAAAAUAAUUUCCGCGUUUACUCGGGCGGCUUUAAGCAGCUUCAAACAAAUCAAUGGCGCUAUCAGCCAGAGCUUUCUUCUCGCCAGAAGGGUCUAUAAGAGUGAACCGCUCACUAAAGUUCACGACAGUUGGACAGGAAACAACGUGGCCACAAACAAAAGCCAACAAGCCCAGAUAAAUAAUGGGUUAAUCCCGCCGUUCCUCCCGCUGGGAAGGAGUGGGCUGCCAUGACACCUGGGCGUGCUGCUGCUGCUGCUGCUGCACUCUCCCGCAGUUUCGACAACCUUCGCUCGCGCUGCGCAGGUCGUUGACGGCAAAAGUUUGAGCAGGUAACAAGACGACGGGAGAAGGAGAGAAAGGAAGAUUCGGCUCACGGGCCAGCGGGUGGAUCGAAAACAAAGUCUGGAUGUAUCAUCCUAACGAGCAACGUCCCACAACAACUAAGGCACAAUCCCACGAAGACGGUCAUUCAGGGUUGUUUAUAGUUGACUGCAGAUUUUUAUCGCUCUUUGUGACUGUGAUGACUGCCUCCCAAACCUGCUGAGAGCUCCUUGAAAAACAAUGCAACAAGGAGGUCCUCCCGCUCCUCCACCUCCACCUCCACCACCACCACCACCACCACCUCCUCCUCCUCCUCCUCCUCCUCCUCCUCCACCUCCAGCCCCUGGCCUUCCUCCACCCCUACAUGGUGGUGGCCUCGUUGCCAGGGGAGCGCUGCGGCGCUCCAAGAUGCGCAAUUUCAACUGGGAAACCCUUCCUAAACACACUGUGGUAGGCAAGCACAACAUCUGGACCGCGGAUAAGACUGAUGGGGAAUAUGAGCUGGACACUGAUCACAUGGAGGAGCUCUUCAGCCACAAGCAGAACCAGCAACAACUCAAGGCCCAGAACCGCCAGAGUCUGAGGGGCCAGCCGACUGCGGCCUCAGGGGGCGUUACGGUUUCCAUCCUGAGCUCCAAGAGUAGCAUGAACAUUGGAAUUUUCCUUAAGCAAUUCAAACGGCCUGUAAAAGAGAUGAUUGAAGAAAUCAAAUCCGGAAGUAGUCUCAGCUUUGGUUCUGGAAAACUGAGGGAGCUGUGCAAGCUGCUGCCAGAGGAAGGGGAGGAGAAGCAGCUGGUGAGCUUUAAGGGUGACCACUCCAGUCUACCUGAAGCCGAUUUGUUCAUGCUAAUGCUAGUCAAGAUUCCCAGCUACAAAGAGCGUCUUAGCAGCUUGGUGCUCAAGGAGGAAUUAUUCCCCCUUAUGAAUGACAUGAAAGAAUGCAUUGGCACUUUAUCAGCAGCUGGAAAGGAGCUUUUGGAGUCUGAUAAUCUCCAUUCUGUCAUUCGACUGGUACUGAAGACGGGCAAUUACAUGAAUGCGGGGGGCUAUGCAGGCAGUGCAGUUGGCUUCCGAAUGGCUUCUCUAUUAAAGCUAGUGGAUACCAAAGCAAACAAACCCGGCAUGAAUCUCAUGCAUUAUGUUGUGAUGCAAGCGUUGAAGGUGGAUGUGGAACUUCUUAAAUUUACAGACCAACUCAAACACAUUGAAGCUGCAGCAAGAAUGAAUAAAAGUGAAAUUGAAGCAGAGUUUGAUAAACAAGUAAGAAGAGUUCAAGCUGCCAAAGCUGACACCUUGAAGCAAGAAGACCUGAAGGCACAGAUGGAGGAUUUUCUGAAAGAGGCUGAAGUCUGCUUGGCAGAAAUAGAGACUGAUCUUGAGGAAUUGCAGUCAGUGAGUGACUCUGUGGCGGAGUACUUCUGUGAAAAUCCAAGCAUGUUUAAAUUGGAGGAGUGCUUCUCCAUUUUCAACUCCUUUUGUGAGAGAUUUACGCGGGCCAUGCAGGAAAACAAGGCUCGCGAGGUGGCAGAGGUGAAGCGCAGACACCGAGACAGACUGCAGAUCGCCGCCAAACGUAGGUCCACUGCCACCUGCUCCAGUAGAGACAAGGAAAUGGAUGGAAUUGCAUUGCAGUCAAUACUACAGAACUUCCUCACGAAGGGUGUCCCCCAAAGAAGAACCGCGAGGCCCUCCUCCACUUAUGGAAGCCCCUCGAGUGGCAGCCCCGACAACGGGAGCCUGUCAGAAAUGACAUGUAAGGUUCACCUGCCAGCUGGAAAACAAUUAAGAGGUUUCAAGAGUAACGACAUGUUCAGAAAAGAGUGGAAUUCAGCAGCUGAACUCACACAGAACCUUUCACCGAAAGAGCAGUCUGAUGGCGAGGAAUGCUGGGAAGAAAGUGGUAAUCCAAAUGAAGAAGAGGGGAACAUCGCCACAAAGGAGGACUCUGCAGAUUUCACACAGCCGACCGGUAGGACCACCGGCGUUUCGCCCGCAGGCAGAUCUUCCUCAGCUGCCACGGAUGAUUGUGAGGAAGAUCUACAGGAUAAUAAUGAGGAGGAGGCUCAAACGUUGCGUGAAGCAUCCAAAAAGGUUUUGCGCUUUCAGAACAGCCACAGUAGUGUCUCAUCUGAUGACAAUUAUCUGGAAAAUCAGAAGUCUCCUGGUCCAAGUACCCACCUGCCUCGACAACGCACCUUUGAUCAAGAAACCGAGAGAUAUCCUGAAGACCCCACCAAUAAGGAUUUAGUACAAUUUUUGCUAAAUCCUCAAUCUUCUGCCAAACGUAACCUUGGCCGCCGCCAUACUCUUCCUACCAAAGUCCCUAAAACGGAGGGAGAUGAACACGAUCUGUUCGCUGCGCCUCCAGUCAGAACUCCUCCUCAUUCGGUCGCAAGAGAAAAAGGGACAGUACCAGCAGAAGAUGCUGAACAAAGUCCCUCGAAACAAGUGUUUGACUUUACUGAAACCUCUCACAACUUUCCAAAAUGUAGUGCUCAAGACCAGAAUUCUGUUCCAGUAGAGAAGCCAAGCAAGCCAAAUGUUUCAAUCACCCAGAUUCCAGAUGGAGAUGCUCACGGGCCACAAAACGAAUCUGGAGAGCUCACGGACAGCCCCAUGCAAAGUAAUGGUGAAGACAUUCCCCCAAUAAGUACACAGAUUAAGACUGAAAACUCUGGACUAUUUUUUAACUUUUUUAAACUCAUUGGAGACCUGAGCAAAGUGCAGAACAGCAAGGAAACUGUCCAUAAGGGCAAUGAUUCUGCUGUGUGAGCAUUAAGAUGUAUCCCAUUUAAGGUCAGCACAUGUAACUUUAGUAUUAUCUUUUAACAUAUCCUGGUAAUAAUGUAUUGUUAUAUUUAAUGUCAAUUUCUUUUAAUUGAUAAAGCGCACAUGACGAAAUGAAUAGACUUCUUGUAUAGAGGUUGGAGAGGUCUUUUUUUUUUUUUUUUUCUUAGAGGACCAUUUGUUUCAUGUUGUACCACUAGGUGGCAGAAUACAACAGUGAACUGGUGCUCAGAAAAUUCAGGUGUUGUUGAUUUCCAUGCAAGGUGUACACUGCCACGUAAACAAAAGAACAAUCAGCUGAAGCUUUGUUAAACUUGUGUUAUUUGCUGGAUAUUAAUAUCAGUAUAAUAUCAGUUGGAUAAAUACUGAAAUACUGAGUCAUUUCUUUGUCAUAACUGAAAAUUGGAAUGUUGCAGCUUGUAUUGAGAACAUAAAUUAAUAUUUAACAUCAGGGGUCCGUUUCAAGGUUUAAAAAACUGAGUUGAUUUACCCUGAGAUGGGAAACUGAGUUUUCGGUUUCAGAACUGCUUUCAAAGUUGGUUCAUUCAACUCUCAGUGGGUUGGCUCAGAGCACAAGAAAUCAGUCUGCAUAUUCACCCCUAUUGAGCUGGAAAUAUUAAUGCAACCGUACGACAAAUAUAAACCCGUAAUAAGAGAAAAAAACAACACUGAUCUUGAAAAAGAAACUAUUCUUUAAUGGCUCUCACUGGUUUGUGUCCAGGGAACAAAAGGGUUUAAAAGACUGCUCUGCAUGUAGUAGCUUUACUAAGAAUCUCCAAUGUUUAAAGGAAACUGCCGUUUGCAUGUUUUCACGAACAUUCCUCCAUUCAUUUACUACUGCACUACUAAUGCCACCAUUCGGGUUACAAAAUGUCUUUUGGAAGGGGCUUGUUUAUGUUGUACCACUAGGUGGCAGAAUAUAACAGUAAACCUCUGCUCAGAAAGUGUGGGUGUUGUGGAUUUCCAUGGUAUACACUGCCAAGUAAGCAAAAGAAUAGUGCGCACACGCACUCCAAAACCUUUUAAUACCUUGAAAUGACGGCAUUGAUUCUCAUCAGUUGGAAAAAUGGCGAAAUACUGAGUCAUUUCUUUGUCAGGGUUGAAAUUUGCAACUUUGCAGAAUUAUUGAAGUAAAUUAAUGUGUA
Pungitius pungitius (ninespine stickleback) is the source of this 4714-nucleotide messenger RNA. RefSeq names its product FH2 domain containing 4 (gene fhdc4). The transcript is spliced from 12 exons. Bases 1023 to 3554 code for a protein of 843 amino acids. The record is from RefSeq and is a predicted model, not a curated record. NCBI's taxonomy places the organism in Eukaryota, Metazoa, Chordata, Actinopteri, Perciformes, Gasterosteidae.